GAAGCCAUCUUCAAUCUGAAACAAGGUACUCUUAGUGUUUCUCAGUACUACUCGAAGCAAAGAGCCUUGUGGGAUCAACUAGCCAACUAUAGGUUUAUCCCUGAUUGUGAAUGUGGAAUCACCUGCCAUUGUGUCUUAGCUACCUUGCGUAAGGAUCAUAUGAAUGACAAGGUUAUUCGUUUCUUGAGGAAUCUCAAUGAUAGUUUUAAUGGUCCUCGCUCUACUGUGAUGCUACUUGAUCCCUUACCUCCCAUCAAUAAGGUGUUUGCAAUGAUGGUGCAACACGAAAGGGAAAACGGUUUAUUGCCAAAACCUCAGCCUGCUCAUAACCCUGCUUCAGAAAGCAUGGCGUUCUUCACCAAGGCAGCUGGACAGCAUCUGGGUGUUCAGGGUGCUGGUCAGGGGUUCAAGAAGCAAAGUAAGAAACCUGUAUGCACUUUUUGUGGCUACACUGGUCACACAGAAGAUGUCUGUUACAAGAAGAAUGGUUACCCUCCUGGGUAUCAAUCCAAGAAGAAACAAAUGCCUUCUCGCCAAGCCAACAGUGUUUCUAUUGAUCAGGGUUCUUCCACCAAUGGUGCAGUUAUGAUCAAUCACUCUGACUGGCAGAGUUUCCAACAGCAGUAUCAGAAGAUGCUCAGUUUCAUGACUCCUUUUACCCAACAGCAGAAUGUUGGUACCAAUGGCCAUUCCUUUGGUCAGUUUCCUGCUCCAUCACAGCAGCAGCAGCAUUCUCUCCCUGCACCAGCUGCUUUUCAGGAUGCUUAUCCUACUAAUAACCCCUCUCACUACUCAGCAUCAAAUGAUAGUGAAGGUUCUGGUCAUCACAACAUGAUCAGCAGGGCCAAUUCUGUUGCAUCUCAUGUCUUUGAGACUGCUGAGCCCUCAGGCCUACCCCAGUUUGAAAAUGAUUGGAACAGCUAGCCUGCUGGAAGGACUGUACAUUCUACAUAGUCCAUCUCAAACUAAUCAACUACAGCAGAAUCUGAUCCUUCAGACUACUCAACCAUCAUCACACAGAGUUGCUUUUUCUUCACAAAAGUCCAUUGAUGUAUGGCACUAUAGACUUGGUCACAUACCAACCUGUAAACUCAAGCAAAUGCAGAACAUAGAUAGUACUGUUUCUUUCCAUUCUGAUUCCCACUGUACUGUAUGCCCUCAAGCAAAAUUGAAGAGGCUACCUUUUCCUACUAGUACAAGUACAACUCAGAAUGUUUUUGACAUCAUUCAUGUUGAUAUAUGGGGCAAUGCUCCAGUUAAGUCUUU
Linum tenue is the source of this 1266-nucleotide messenger RNA. The record is from the annotation of a GenBank genome assembly. Lineage: Eukaryota; Viridiplantae; Streptophyta; Magnoliopsida; Malpighiales; Linaceae.